Molecule: messenger RNA, 2041 nt
Organism: Cornus florida
Lineage: Eukaryota; Viridiplantae; Streptophyta; Magnoliopsida; Cornales; Cornaceae
Product: MDIS1-interacting receptor like kinase 2-like
Exons: 1
Coding region: 84-1649 (521 amino acids)
Biological process (GO): hormone-mediated signaling pathway; protein phosphorylation
Cellular component (GO): plasma membrane
Molecular function (GO): protein binding; ATP binding; protein kinase activity
Source: RefSeq, a predicted model, not a curated record
UUUAUUCCUCGGUGAAAACCAACUUUCUGGUCCUAUUCCACAAGAACUUGGGAAUUUGACAAACUUGGUCAUAUUGCGAAUGGAUGAAAAUCAGUUAUCUGGCUAUUUGCCAUGGUGGAAGACUUGAAAGUUUCAGUGUAAACAACAACCGGCUUGUCGGUCCCAUCUCCAAGAACUUGAGAAACUGUUCUACCUUGACCAGAGUCCGCCUAGGCGGGAAUCAGCUUGCUGGAAAUAUUGCUGAAGAUUUUGGUGUCUAUCCAAAUCUGCAAUUCAUGGAUCUAAGUAACAAUUGUUUAUUUGGUGAAACCUCAAACACAUGGGGACAGUACCCACAAUUGACUUCCCUCAAGAUGGCAAGAAAUAUCAUCACUGGAAUCAUACCAUCAGAGAUUGGAAAUUUAACCACCCAACUCCGAGUACUUGAUCUUUCUUCCAAUCAACUCAAUGGUUCCAUUCCUGCUUCAUUUGCUAAUUUGAUAAACUUGAAAAUUUUAUACCUCCAUGACAACCACCUUUCUGGUCCUAUUCCAAAAGAAAUUGGGAAUUUGAAGUUAUUGAGUCUGAUUUUAAAUGAUAAUCAACUUUCUGGUGAUAUACCUCUAGAACUCGGAUUGGCAACUGAGCUGUUGUAUCUUGACCUGUCAAGAAACAGAUUAAGUGGGUCAAUACCGAGAAAUCUGGGAAACUGCACGCAGCUUAAUUACUUGAACUUGGGCAACAACAGUUUUACUCAGGAAAUUCCGCUUGAGAUCAGUAAGAUGGUUGGCCUGUCCAGGAUGGAUUUGAGUCACAAUAUGCUUACAGGGAAGAUACCGUUACAAUUCAAAUUUUUGGUGAGUUUGGAGAGGCUGGAUCUCUCCCACAACAAUUUUACUGAGGAAAUUCCGCUUGAGAUCAGUAAGAUGGUUCGACUGUCCAGGAUGGAUUUGAGUCAUAAUUCGCUUACAGGGAAGGUACCAUUACAAUUCAAAGAUUUGAUGAGUUUGGAGAAGCUGGAUCUCUCCCAUAAUAAACUAUCUGGUCUCAUACCAGAAGCUCUUGAACAAAUCACUAAUUUGUUGUAUGUUGACAUAUCCUACAAUGAGCUGCAAGGUCCCAUUCCUAACAGCAAAGUCUUUAGAGAUGCUCCCAUAGAGGCAUUACAAGGGAACAAAGGGUUGUGUGGCAAUGUUAAUGGAUUGCAACCUUGCAAAAGGCGUUCAACUGCGCACAAACAUAUUCCAAAAAGAAACCACAAAUUCAUUCUUAUAGUUGUAUGUCUCCUUGUUGGACCAUUUUUACUUCUUGGUGCAUUCUUCGGACUUUUCCUAAUAUACGAAAGAAGGAAAGGAAAUGCACAAGUCGAAGAACAAUGCGAUAUGCAAGAUAUUGAUGCUUUUUCAGUUUUGACUUAUGAUGGGAGAACAACAUAUGACGAAAUCUUAACAGCCACCAAUCAUUUUGAUGCCUCAUAUUGCAUUGGAAAAGGUGGACAUGGAACUGUCUACAAAGCAGAGCUGACAUCAGCUAAUGUAGUAGCUGUGAAGAAACUUCACCGGUCAUCUGAGAUGGGAGAUGCUAAAGGUUUUAGAAAUGAGAUAAGGGCUUUGACAGAAAUAAGACACCAGAACAUUGUAAAACUUUAUGGUUUCUGUUCACAUGCUUGACACAAUUUUUUAGUUUACGAGUAUCUUGAAAGGGGUAGCUAGGCCACAAUCUUGAGCAGAGAUGAAGAGGCUCAAGAACUGGAUUGGCGUAAGAGGGUGAAUAUAAUCAAGGGUGUGGCUCAUGCAUUGUGUUACAUGCACCAUGAUUGCUCACCACCAGUUGUUCACAGAGACAUAUCAAGCAACAACAUUUUGCUGGAUUCAGAUUAUGAGGCUCAUGUUUCAGACUUCGGCACUGCUAAACUUCUGAAGUCAGACUCGUCGAAUUGGAGUUCACUUGCAGGAACAUACGGAUAUAUUGCACCACGUAAAAAAUAGUUUAUUGUUACCCCAAUUUUAAUUUGAUAUAGAAUCCACAGAACUUACACACGUUAUAUAAUUUUCUUUUUCUC